Messenger RNA from Leucoraja erinaceus (little skate), 3308 nucleotides. Its product is annotated as acidic mammalian chitinase-like. Gene Ontology annotation, biological process: carbohydrate metabolic process; chitin catabolic process. Lineage: Eukaryota; Metazoa; Chordata; Chondrichthyes; Rajiformes; Rajidae. Gene Ontology annotation, cellular component: extracellular region. The record is from RefSeq and is a predicted model, not a curated record. Gene Ontology annotation, molecular function: chitin binding; chitinase activity. The coding region runs from base 1467 to 2711 and encodes 414 amino acids. The transcript is spliced from 12 exons.
AUGUCGGCGGCGUUGGGCGUCUCUCCCACCAGCUCUGGGACUGUGGCGCAGAUUCUCCAUCUCCCUUGUAGCCUCUAUAUCUACACUGACACUUUUACCAGAGGAUUUUUUAAACAUUUUAAACUCAAUAUAUUGUUUAACCCUUAUCACCCAAUCUGAAUAACACUUCAUAAUUGAAGUCAUACAGCACAAAACGGGCCCUGAGGCCCAACUUGUCCACGCCGACCAACCUGCAUUUGGCCCAUAUCCCUCAAAACCUGUCCAAUCCAAAUGUCUUUUAAAUGUUGUGAUAGUCCCAGCCUCAACUACCUCUGGCAGCUUGUUCCAUACAAUCAUCACCCUCUGAAAAAGCUGCCCCUCGGGUCCCUAUUAUAUCUUUCCCCUCACCUUAAACCAAUGUCCUCUGGUUCUUGAUUCCCCAACUUUCUAUUCCCCUCGUGAUUUUAUACAUCUCCAUAAGAUCACCCUUCAGGUUCCUGCGCUCCUAGCCUGUCGAGCCCCUCCCUGUAUUUCAGGCCCUCAAGUCCCCCACACUCCAGACGUACUUGCUUUGUUAGAAAAAAACUGAAGAACCCAGGGUACAAGGAGAAAUGAAUAUUUGAUGUUUUUGGGUUGAAAGUUUGCUUUUGGACAGGAACAUUCCUUUCCUUCCACUGAUGCUGCUCGACCCACUGGGUUCAGCAACAGAUUGUUUCAGAUUUCGGUGUUUGCAGUAUCUGUGUUCCUGUGGGAUUACAAGGGGUUAAUGUUUGAAAAAGCGGCGAUAGAGACCACAAGUAACUCCAGCUUCAGGAACGGAUUCUUCCCCGCUGAUAAUAGUCCUCUCAAAAGCUAUGGGUGGAGUCCAGAUUUUCCAACCUACCUCAUUGAAAAAUAAAAAGGGUAUCAAGUAAGCCAACUGGCGAGAGAUCUGAUUGUCCCAGUGUAUAAUUUGGAUAAUGCUAGUAUGUAGGAAAAGCUAUUAGAAACGCUAACUGAGCUUUAUAUACUAGGAGGGGAAUUUAAUAUGGAAGUAGGAAGGUUCUGCCAUGGCUAUACCAUAUCUGGAGCAUAUACCAUAUCUGGAGCAAUUUGUACAGUACUGAUCUCCCUAUGUAAGAGUAUUGGUUUGAUUCUCAUGUUGGAGAUUGUCAUUCUCAAGCACAUUUGUGGCUUAGAUAUUUCUUUACACUUACCAGCUUGUGCCUGAUGUUGUCUAGGUCUUGUUGCAUCAGUGGUCAUCCCUAUUCCUGACCAUAUAAUGAAAGGAAAGUCAUAAUGAAGCAGCUAAAGAUGAUUGGGCCUGAGAAACUGUCCUGAGAAAUCCCUGCAGUGCUGCCCUAUGUUUGGUUAAAUUUACCUCCAUCAACAAUAACCAUCUUCCUUUGCGAGGUAAUGUGGAAACAUUGCACAGUUCCAGCAAUAUUACCAGGGCACCCUCCAUUACGUCAAGAAUAAAGCUAUAUAGUAACUCAACUCAUCACAACAUGGCAAUGAUAUUCAAACUUUUUGUGGGAUUCUUUAUAUUUUUGCAACUACAAUUGGGCAGUACUUAUAUCAUUGUUUGUUAUUUCACAAACUGGGCACAACACAGAACUGGAAUUGGUCGGUUUGCGGCUAAGGAUAUUAAUCCUUUUUUGUGCACCCAUUUGAUUUAUGCUUUUGCUGAAAUAACUGAAGAUUAUAAAAUUUUUAUCAAAGAUCCAAAGAAAGACAGUUCUUUAAAAGCAUUUAACGGUCUCAAGUCUAGGAAUAGUGAAUUGAAGACACUUCUUGCUGUUGGAGGUUGGAACUUUGGUUCCUUUCGUUUUAAUAAAAUGGUGAGUACUCAGUUAACUAGAGCAAUAUUCAUCCAAUCUGUGAUUACCUUCUUGAGGCAUUAUCAGUUUGAUGGUUUAGAUUUGGAUUGGGCGUUCCCUGGUGUACCAGGAAAUCCACCAGAAAACAAACAUCUAUACUCAAAAUUGAUUCAGGAACUGAAAACCUCAUUUAUACUUGAGGCAACAAAAGAAAGUAAAUCUACAUUAUUGCUUUCAGCUGCCGUAGGUGCAGGAAAAAAGACCAUUGAUAAUAGUUAUGAAAUACCCAAGAUUAUUAAAUAUCUGGAUUUUAUUGGUGUGCAGACAUUUGAUUUCCAUGGUCCCUGGGACAAUUUCACAGGUCACAACAGUCCCCUGUAUCCUCGGAAAGACAAAAGGGGUGAUUCUAUGUAUUUAAGUGUUGACUUUGCUAUUAAAUACUACAGAGGAAAAGGUGUACCAGGAAAAAAGCUGAUAGUUGGAAUUGCCACUUAUGGGCGGAGCUACAACCUCUCAACUUCAUUUAGCGGAGUUGGUGCCCCAAUAACUGGUCCUGCACCAAGCGCCAAAUACACAAAUGAAUCUGGUGUCAUGUCAAAUUAUGAGAUCUGCGACUUUCUGAAAGGUGCAAACUAUUUUUGGGAUGAAGAUCAAAAGGUUCCAUAUGCAGUCAAGGAUCAUAUAUGGCUUGGAUAUGAUAACCUACGAAGUAUUAAAGUCAAAGUCGACUGGUUAAAGGAGCGUAAAUAUGGAGGAGUUUUAGUGUGGACCAUUGAUUAUGAUGAUUUACAUGGACAUUGCCAACGUGGAUCAAAUCCUGUAUUGGUAUAUAUAAACCAACUGUUCACAGCAUCUUCAGAUUCGCAGUUAACUACAUCCAGAAUGAAAAUAUUUGUGCUAGUUUUGGAAAUAAUGAUGGCAAUAUUAUAUUGAUGAUGCUUCAACAAUAAAGAUUGCACUUGCAUUGACCUGGAAGAUCCUAGUAAAUCUGUCUUUGCUCAGACAACAGCUAUCGAUCAUGAAUAUUAUCUUUACGAUCUGGCCUAUGUCGAGAACUGUUGGAACUAGCCUUAAAACAUGUCAGUUGAGAUAGAGUAUCAGCAGAAUGGAAUAUCAACCAGUUGAGUGUUUGUACAAUUGACAAUCUAAUUCUUCUGUACUAACUAGAAAUGUGUAAUUUGAAUCGAUGUUGGAGAUAAAUAAUAUUCAAAGAGGGAACGUGCAGUUACAGAAAUCACAAAGACUUAAUUUUUCCCAUAUAGUUUCCAUAGUGUCUUUGAUGGAGACCUUCAAUGGUGAAUUGGGCGAAAAAAAUGCCAUCCUGAUUAGUAAUUUGACACAUAAUCAACAUAUUUUCAAACUUUGUUCUAUAAUAUUCACAAGCCACAGAAACAACCAACCAGUCCAUAAUGGCAUCAAUCAUUAAAACCACAGUAUGAAUCACAAAAUGUUAUCUUUAGGUUACUUCCAUAAGGUCCCAGUUUAAGGCAAUAUAAUUUAAGAUGUUUGAUACUGUUAUACAGAAGAUAG